Volvox carteri f. nagariensis is the source of this 360-nucleotide messenger RNA. RefSeq lists its product as uncharacterized. Gene Ontology annotation, molecular function: RNA binding. Gene Ontology annotation, cellular component: nuclear speck. Gene Ontology annotation, biological process: mRNA splicing, via spliceosome. NCBI's taxonomy places the organism in Eukaryota, Viridiplantae, Chlorophyta, Chlorophyceae, Chlamydomonadales, Volvocaceae. The record is from RefSeq and is a predicted model, not a curated record. Bases 1 to 360 code for a protein of 119 amino acids. The transcript is spliced from 6 exons.
AUGGCGAGAAUAUACAUCGCGUUCAUUGAGAUGGACGACGCCCGAGAUGCGGAUGACGCAGUCCGGGCGCUGGAUGGCUUUAAAGGCUGGCGGGUGGAGAUUUCUCGCAACCGCGGCCCGCCGCCCGGACGCGGCGGGUUCCGCGGAGGCCCGCCAGUGGACCGCUUUGAUGACUUUCGCCGCAGCCCGCCGCGCCGCCGGUCGCCUAGCCCUUACCGCCGGCCCAAGCCCCGUACUACGGCGCUCGCUGAGCCCCAUCCGCCGGCGGUCCCCGAGCCCGAUCCGCCGUCGCAGCCCAAGUCCGCCGCGCCGGUCUUCCCCGCGCCGGGACAGCCCGCCCUUAGAUCUUCGUCCUCGUAG